This is a messenger RNA of Hibiscus syriacus, 1203 nucleotides long. Its product is annotated as E3 ubiquitin-protein ligase ATL31-like. The transcript has a single exon. The coding region runs from base 52 to 1188 and encodes 378 amino acids. The record is from RefSeq and is a predicted model, not a curated record. NCBI's taxonomy places the organism in Eukaryota, Viridiplantae, Streptophyta, Magnoliopsida, Malvales, Malvaceae.
AAAACCCACUCAUCCCUUCUUUCUUCUCUUUCUUAUGCUCUUUUUCUCACCAUGUCAUCCACCGCCAAACAUAGUAUCUUUCUCUUUCUUUUUUUCCUUCUUUUUAUCUCUCCGCCUCCCUCCGCCGCCCAACCCACCGACCCAAACGACGGCCGUUACCCCUACGCUCGUUUCACCCCUUCCAUGGCCAUAAUCAUCGUUGUCUUGAUUGCCGCUUUGUUCUUUUUGGGGUUCUUCUCAAUUUAUAUCCGGAACUGUUCCGAUGCCAACGCAAGCUUCGUCCGCCCCGUCAACGGCGGAACGGGGCGUUCCCGUCGCGGGACGCGAGGGCUUGAAGCUUCCGUGAUCGAAACUUUCCCCACCAUGGUUUACUCCGAAGUUAAGGUUCAUAAGAUCGACAAAGGGGCUUUGGAGUGCGCGGUUUGUUUGAACGAAUUCGAAGACGACGAAACGCUGCGUUUGAUACCCAUAUGCGACCACGUCUUCCACCCUGAAUGUAUCGAUGCUUGGUUGACUUCUAAUACCACGUGUCCCGUUUGUAGAGCUAAUCUAGCUCCUGAACCUGAUAACUCAGCGAGUCAACUCACUGAGGCUGAUAACACCGCCCCCGAAGUGGACCUCGAGGCUCAAAACGACGUCGGUAACUCGGAAACGGAAGAAGAUAGGAGGAGAAACCCUGAUAAUGUUGACUGUGACGUGGAGGUUCCGGAGGUGGAACUAAUUGACUUGAACCGAGCUUUAAACAAGAAUCGUACACGUGGAUCCAUAUCUACCCGAACGCGUAGGUAUUUUUUCCCACGAUCACACUCGACCGGACACUCUUUGGUCCAACCGGGAGAAAACACGGACCGGUUCACUUUGCGAUUACCUAUGGAUGUUCGAAAACCGUUAAUGAACCGGAAGUUAGGUCGAGCAAUGAGCUUGGUGUUGCCCAGGGAAAGAAGUUCACGACGAGGUUACCGAACCGGAGAAGACGGUGGAAGUACAAGAGGAAAGUCUUUGAGAUGGCUCGACAAGUCAGACCGUGGAGUGAAGUCGGACUGGUGGGUGUUUAGUAUGGCACCACCAUUUAUUAGUAGAGCAUCAUCCAUGAAGUCACCGAAGGUGGCGGCUGAUAAUGGGGAAGGGACCUCCGAUUCAAGUUUGACAGUUAGACCGACGGGUGACUCAAGCCAUCCUCCGGUUUAAUGUCCUAUUUUAUUU